CUCUCUCUCUUUCUCGUACACACACAGAAAAUUGAUAAUGCUGUCUAAGAUUCGAAUCAGAUCUGUCUAUCGAGUAUCGAUUCACUUCAAUGUCCUAGCUAUUUUUCUUGCGUCAAACGUUUGAAGCUUGAUUUGAAAAACAGGGGAGGAAAAGAUGGUUCCGAAGAUGAGGUCCUUUAAGUAUUAUUUUGCACAGAGAAGUAAGGAGAGGCUGCUUUCCCAGAGCUUGAAGGAAGGGUAUUCAGAAAUUGGGUUGGGUAGCAUGGACGGACAUGAUGGAAGAACAAGAUGCUGGUGUAGUAACUUUACGACAGAAACAAUUACCAACUUAUGGACAUGGCUGCAACAGAUUGCUUUUGAGGCAUGGAAUUUCGGUCGUUCCGACCCAAGAAAAAUCAUAUCCUCAGCCAAGAUGGGACUGGCACUGGUGCUCAUUUCACUUAUCAUAUUGUUCAAGGAUCUCAGUCAAAACUCUGUUUGGGCGAUUAUGACAGUCGUUGUUGUUUUCGAGUUUAGCGUAGGAGCUACUCUUAGCAGAGGAUAUAAUCGUGGUUUGGGAACAUUCUCCGCUGGAGCCAUCGCUCUGGUCAUGGCGGAGCUAUCUAUAUUAACUGGAAACUUGGAAGAAGUCUUCAUUAUUAUCAGUAUUCUUAUCACAGCAUUCUGUGUUAACUUCGUGAAAAUGUACCCACCAAUGAAGCAAUACGAGUAUGGAUUUCGUGUAUUUUUGUUGACAUAUUGUUGCAUAAUGGUAUCUGGGGAAACAAUAAAAGAAUUUUUCGACACAGCAGUAAGUCGCUUGUUGCUCAUUGCCCUUGGAGCUGCUGUUUGUUUGGCUGUAACUAUUUUCGUAUACCCAAUUUGGGCCGGGGACGACUUGCACAACUUGGUGGUAAAAAAUUUCAUGAAUGUUGCUACUUCUUUGGAAGGGUGCGUCAAUGGAUACCUGCAAUGUGUGGAAUAUGACAGGGUACCUUCAAAAAUUCUCACCUACGAAGCUUAUGAUGACCCAGCAUAUAGCAGCUAUAGAUCAGCUGUAAACUCUACUAACCAGGAAGAUACCCUGGUAUGUUUUGCCAUCUGGGAACCACCCCAUGGACGUUAUAGAAUGUUCAAAUAUCCAUGGAAGAACUAUGUCAAAGUGAGUGACGCACUGAGGCAUUGUGCAUUCAUGGUCAUGGCUUUGCAUGGAUCUAUGCUUUCUGAAAUACAGGCCCCUGCAGAAAGGAGACUGGCCUUCAACAGUGAGCUGCAACGGGUAGGUACUGAAGGUGCUAAAGUGUUGCGUGAGCUUGGCAAUAAGGUCAAUAAAAUGGAGAAGUUGAGCCCUGGUGACAUUCUCUCCAAAGUGCAUGAGGCAGCAGAAGAAUUGCAAAAGAAGGUCGAUAAAAAAUCAUACCUUCUCGUCAACUCAGCCAAAUGGGAGAUUGGAAGAAGGGCAAAAGUCCUGUCAGAUCCAGAGGACACCGAUGAGGAUCUAGAUGAUAAAACCAAGUUCCUGGCAAAGUCACUGAGUGAAACUGUGCUGGACCUUAGAUCAGUCAAACUAUCAAAGAGCUGGAAUGUUCACAACACUAACACGAGUGCUCCCACCUCACUGCUAGAAGAUGAUUUAUCUGAAAAUAUGUUCAAGAAACAGAUAUCAUGGCCUUCACGUUUCUCACUCAAUUCUAAUAUGGCGCUUAGUGAAGAGUCAUCCACAUAUGAAAGUGCAAGUGCAUUGUCUUUGGCUACAUUUUUUUCACUUCUAAUGGAGCUCGUUGCAAGGCUUCAAAAUCUUGUUGAUUCAUUCAAAGAACUCAGUGAGGAAGCCAAUUUUAAUGAACCUUCCAUUGACCCACUAGUGCCAGAAGAGAUAGGUGGGAUUUGAAUCAGAUUAUAUAGCUUUUACAAAUUCAA
This is a messenger RNA of Nelumbo nucifera (sacred lotus), 1899 nucleotides long. RefSeq names its product aluminum-activated malate transporter 9-like. Gene Ontology annotation, biological process: malate transport. The record is from RefSeq and is a predicted model, not a curated record. Lineage: Eukaryota; Viridiplantae; Streptophyta; Magnoliopsida; Proteales; Nelumbonaceae.